ACAAAAAUAAACAUGUCUUUUGAGUAGAUGAAACGAACAAAAACAUGCUUUUUAACAUGUUCUUAAUUUUGUUUUUAUUGGCAUUGAUUUAAAAAUUCUACUAAGCUAUGUUAGGUUGACAGCCUCUGCUCUGUCCAUCAAUAUGUAAUAUAAGACAUUGUCGCCAUGUGUAUAAGUUCAGAGAAAAAUGCGCGCAUUGCCGUGUAUGUUCCUCUUUGCACUAUUAGAAGCCAGGGACUAUGACGAGAAGCCCCGAAGAGUUGAAGAUGAUGAAGAACCAUCACCGAUACAAAAGCAAACCGACAUCUACCCUCAGAAAUUUAAUGAACCAGUGCCUUUUGGACACCUCACUCUCGCGGGGUAUGGAGACCCAUACGCACAAGGCAAGCCUCCAAUAGACCUACUAGAAUUAGAAAUGAUCGUACCCAAAAACUCUGAGGAAGAACGAGAGUACUUAAAAAGGAAUAAAGCCAAUAUUCAGUUCUUAAGGAGUUUUGCACCAAAAGGUUUUACUAACCCAAGAGACAAGUAUCUUCGGAACAUGGAGGGAGAUAUACCGGGAGGACAGAAUAUAACGGAGCUGAAGUGGUACAGCCUGGCAGACAUGCAUAGAAGAAACUUGAUGACGCCAUCUGCGUCGAGAGGUAAACCGAAGGAAAACAAACAAACAAAAGACCGAUACAGGGGGUCCGCACUGCAGACCAACAGUUCCAAAGCCCAACACUUCUCUAGAGAAAAGUUUCAAUUGAAAGAACUUCAGGGAAAGACGACAAUUAACUUCACAACUUGUGACGAGUUCGCGGUCGGCGCUAUCUUUUCGCCGAAAGAUAUUAUAAACAUAGAUUGGGUGCCGUUCUAUAUUUGGUCCGUUGAAGGUUAUCCUGUGUCUAUAGUGCAUAGGUUUACGAUCCCAACGCAAAAGCUCGUUCGACAAUAUCGCAUGAAAUAUGGAAAGCUGUUGCCGAAGCCCGUAGAUUGGCAUCAAGUGAAGCUGUACAUGCAGGGUAUGAACAACAUGCUGCUGAUCGCCGCGGACAGGAGGGGACUGUUUGUAGCAAUACCAGAACAUGAUGUGCCGGACAAUGCAGUCGAAAAAAAUCUAAAACUGCCAUCGUUAAGCAUAAGACUGAAAAUUGAGGAUCCCUAUCUAGUCAUGAUGUACUGUGAAGAUUACUAUGCUGCUGUGAUGGCUAUAUCGGGAACUGAACCCACGAUCUUCAAGGAAAUGAAGGCUGAAGCUGCGACCAUUAAGUUCAGGGGUCCAGGGAAACCGACCUGGAGGGACAUCGAAGGUGAAAAUGAGAGGAGAAAAGAUGUUCAAAACAGAAAACUGGCUGAGGAACAAGCGAAGUAUAUUGAACCACUGGAGAAGAUUCCACCUGUUGGACAGUUUGAUUGAAACCUGUGUAGUCUUUAAGUAUUUCAUCACCAUCAUCAUCGACAUCAUCAUCACCACCAUUAUCACCACCACCAUCAC
Trichoplusia ni (cabbage looper) is the source of this 1477-nucleotide messenger RNA. RefSeq lists its product as uncharacterized. The record is from RefSeq and is a predicted model, not a curated record. The transcript has 3 exons. Lineage: Eukaryota; Metazoa; Arthropoda; Insecta; Lepidoptera; Noctuidae. Bases 188 to 1399 code for a protein of 403 amino acids.